Strigops habroptila (Kakapo) is the source of this 1190-nucleotide messenger RNA. It is a transcript of the gene NAA40, whose product is annotated as N-alpha-acetyltransferase 40, NatD catalytic subunit. Gene Ontology annotation, cellular component: nucleus. Gene Ontology annotation, molecular function: histone H4 acetyltransferase activity; protein N-terminal-serine acetyltransferase activity; histone H2A acetyltransferase activity. Bases 110 to 1171 code for a protein of 353 amino acids. The transcript has 9 exons. NCBI's taxonomy places the organism in Eukaryota, Metazoa, Chordata, Aves, Psittaciformes, Psittacidae. The record is from RefSeq and is a predicted model, not a curated record.
CGCCCCUCCACCCCCCCCAUUAUAUAUAGGGCGCGCUCCCGCGCGCGCCCCCUCAGUGCCGUCCGCGCCCCCGCGCCGAGAGGAGCCGCCGCGGCCGCGCUCCGCCGCCAUGGGGAGGAAAUCCAGCAAAGCCAAGGAGAAGAAGCAGAAGCGCCUGGAGGAGCGCGCGGCCAUGGCCGCCGUCUGCGCCAAGGUGGAAGCUGCCAACAAACUCCAAGAUCCCCUCGAAGCUUUCCCAGUGUUCAAGAAGUACGACCGCAACGGGUUGAACGUUGCCAUCGAGUGCAAACGCGUCUCCGGGCUGGAACCUGCCACCCUGGAGUGGGCCUUUGAGCUGACCAAGGCCAACAUGCAGACACUGUACGAGCAGAGCGAGUGGGGCUGGAAGGAGCGGGAGAAGCGGGAGGAGCUGCGGGACGAGCGCGCCUGGUACCUCAUCGCCCGCGAGGCCGGGGCCGGCCCCGUCGCCUUCUCCCACUUCCGCUUCGACGUCGAGUGCGGCGACGAGGUCCUUUACUGCUACGAGGUGCAGCUCGAGAACCGCGUCCGGCGGCGAGGCUUGGGCAAGUUCCUCCUCCAGAUCCUCCAGUUGGUGGCCAACAGCACCCAGAUGAAGAAGGUGAUGCUGACGGUCUUCAAGCACAACCACGGCGCCUACCAGUUCUUCCGUGAAGCGUUGCAUGCGCUCACAACGUGCCGGGGCCGGGCGACGCGGGCAGGCGGGGCAGGGGCAGCCCAGAGAGGUUCGAGGUUGAUGCCGCCUCUCCCGGUGCCUCCGGCUGCUGCGGGGACGAUUCCUCCUACGAGAUCCUCAGUCGCUGCACCAAGUACGGGGAGAGCCACCCCCCCCCCGGGCUGGGGACGGGGCCCUGCGGCGGCUGCUGCCACUGAGCACCCCCAAACCCCACAGUUUCACCCCAAACCCACCGCCUCACCUCAAGGGAACCCACCCGGACGGACCCGCUGCAGCCGCGCACCCAAUGGGUGCUGCCGCCCCCCCCCGAAACCCCCGUGGGGGCUCCUUCGGGGGGGGGUAGGUUUGGGGAUGGAAAGGGGGCUUUGUCUAUUUGGGUUGGUUUUGGGCCCUCGCGGGAGUCGAGGCCCCUCCCCCCCACACCCCCCGGGGCGUUUUUUGUUGGUUUUUUCGGUUUUGUUUGUAUGUAACGAAUAAAAACGUUAAAAACCUUCAA